GUCGAAAACCCUCAUGCGAGUCUAAAACCUGAAUUCGAUAAAUAUGAGACUCUGCUCUUUCUCUGGCAAGGCCUGAUUGAUUUGCUCACUUCCGGAGUUUCACUGACCGGAUUUACUUUUCCGUCGGCGGCGUUCUUGUUCUCCUCUUCCAAACGCAUCAUUUCAACAAACGCCUGGUGCGCCACACAUGGGGAAAGCGCCGAAAUCCUCUCUGCUCACCAUAGCUGAAAAGUGCAAGAAAAUCUUGGCGUCAAAUUGGCAAGGCACUCUUAAUACCCUUAAAGCCGACGCUCAAGGAAGCAAACAGGAUGUACACAGUUCAAAAGUUAAGUACUUCAUCAAGAAAGGGAAGCCGUAUAUAUGGAUACCCGAGAAGGACUUGCAUAAUGUGAAUGCUAUUAUUGAUGAACGUGGCUCUUUUGCAGUAACAUCUCCUUUCCCUGGCCAACUUGCAAGUCUGCUUAUGUCGAUAAAAAGGCUUCCACCACGGGUUGCUGUAAUGGGUGAUGUAUUGCCUCUUCCAAAUAAAAAGGCUGCAAUGGCUGCAGAUAGCCUUCGGAAGAUCAUGUUAUCAGAGCGUAAAACAAUAAAAAAAUUGAGUUAUUCAGUUUCUGCUAUAUUGAGUUCAUCAAGUCUCAGUUAUGCGUCUCAAAGUGAAAACCUCCAGGAGUUGCUUGAUGAGAAUAACAAAUACACAGUGUAUAAGCUUAAUAUAAGCUCUUGCAUGUAUAUUGACAGCAAGGGAGGUAACCAUGAAGUGGCUCUAGAAGAUAUUGAAUCAUCAAAGACAGAUCCUUUAUCGCCUUUCUGCACAAGGCUAAUUGAUGGAAUCAAUCGAAGUGAGAUUAGGCGUAGAGCGUUAAUCCUCUUCUGUAUCACGCACUUGAACGAGAAUGCCAAGGACGCAUUUCUCCUCUCGAUAGACCGGAAAGGAUUAGACGUCCUGGGAAAGGUUCUUGGCCCAAUGCAGAGUGAUGGCUCUCGCGCAUACCAAUGGAAAGAGUUCAGAAUCACACUCAAAGAAGAAGCAGCUAACGUUGAGAAGUUCUGCGAUCAACUCGUCGAAAUGGAAGAGGAAGCCCUCAAGAGUGUCUCUAGUUUUAGUGGGAUAUGAAUCAAUUCUUUGUUUGAGUAUUAUUAACUUUAUUACAAUGUAGUAUUUGUCUAUAUAUACUUUCUCAAACUACGGAAACACAAAGAGUUAACACUCCACUAAGGUUCAAACCUAUGACCUGAAUCAAUUCUCUAAAAUGAAUAGUUAUUUGUACAUUAAAUGUUAUUGAUGGAG
This is a messenger RNA of Cuscuta campestris, 1288 nucleotides long. The record is from the annotation of a GenBank genome assembly. Lineage: Eukaryota; Viridiplantae; Streptophyta; Magnoliopsida; Solanales; Convolvulaceae.